AUGUUUGAGUACGUCUCAGGAGCGAACUUCCUUGGUGAAAUCAUUGAAUGGACAGGCUACGCAAUUGCUUCGAGAUCUCUUCCUGCCAUAGCUUUUGCUAUUUUCACUGCUUGCAACAUUGGACCUCGAGCCAUUCACCAUCAUCAGUGGUACCUCAACAAGUUCCAGGAUUAUCCCAAAGAACGCAAAGCUCUGAUCCCGUUCUUACUCUAG
Strongylus vulgaris is the source of this 213-nucleotide messenger RNA. Lineage: Eukaryota; Metazoa; Nematoda; Chromadorea; Rhabditida; Strongylidae. The record is from the annotation of a GenBank genome assembly.